Molecule: messenger RNA, 501 nt
Organism: Rotaria sp. Silwood1
Lineage: Eukaryota; Metazoa; Rotifera; Eurotatoria; Philodinida; Philodinidae
Source: the annotation of a GenBank genome assembly
AUGCUAACAACUCAAAUCAAUGAGGCACGUCAAAAAAUGAAAGCUUUUGAUGAAAUUGAUUUGAAACGAUGGGAAGAUAUCUUAAACCAUCUUAAGAAGUUGGCAGCUUUUACAGUUACUCUCAAAAACAUAAAUAAUGGGCUCGAAUUAUUAGUUACUGGAGAAGACGUGGAAAAUGACUCACCUUUAGAAAAUAUCGAUCGACACCGUAAUGGCCUUAUACCAAUCACUUCUCCACAACUUCAAAAUACUUAUCAUAAUCAGAAUAAUUCUAAAAUGAUGUCAACGAUAUUAAACAACUUUAGUUCUACAAAUAACGUAGAAUCAAAUGAAAUUCGAAGUUCGAUUGCGUCGGCGAACACUGAAUCUAUUGGUCGGACUGGAGAUGCUGGACGUCACAACAAUGAAAGACCAACAACUACAUUGGUUCGAAAUAGAGCCGCUGAAAUUCCAUUUGAACAUAGACGCUUCUAUCCUCUUCGAUGGCGCAUGGACUCUUGA